Messenger RNA from Neodiprion virginianus, 4152 nucleotides. Its product is annotated as embryonic polarity protein dorsal-like. Gene Ontology annotation, cellular component: cytoplasm. Gene Ontology annotation, molecular function: DNA binding; DNA-binding transcription factor activity. The coding region runs from base 727 to 2469 and encodes 580 amino acids. Gene Ontology annotation, biological process: response to cytokine; inflammatory response; regulation of DNA-templated transcription. The transcript is spliced from 9 exons. Lineage: Eukaryota; Metazoa; Arthropoda; Insecta; Hymenoptera; Diprionidae. The record is from RefSeq and is a predicted model, not a curated record.
CGCACGACGACUUUCAGUUCUCAAACCAAAGCCCAUCAGGGCAACUGUCUCUGUAUUCUUCAGGCAACGUCACACGAUACCACAAGGAAAUUUCGCCGCUUCUGACGUCACGGGGCCUUGGGAAAUAGUGUUUUUCGAUACUAGUGCGCGAAGGUGGCAAUGCCUAUCUCGCGUGAAUGCGCCAUACUCGCCCUUCAACUCGUCUACGGUUCGUCUCCGGGCUCGUGCUGCGCCUUCACGCUUGUGCGGGCAUUGCCACCUUCGCGCACUAGUAUCGAAAAACACUGUUCCAUCCACAGAAUAUUCAUGUAUUCUUUCUAUAUCAUUGACAGCUUGCUUCCGCAAUUGUGGCAUACAAAUUGCUUGUUCAAAGUAGAAAGAAAGAAGAUAUACAUAUGAAUGUUAUUACUUGAAACUAAUAAAAAAAAAACAAAAAAAAUGCAAUUUGUGAUUAUUUCAAAAAAUCAGAAAGUAACGUAAAGAUAAUUAGCCUGGUUGUGAGACAAAACUUAUAUCUUUAACGAGCCGACACCGUGUCAAUAGGAAUCGGAAAGCAGAUCUUGUCAGUCAGAUUCGGAGAUUCCCAGUAUUUUGCGUAACGCAUGCCGGAAAGCCCAUGUACGCCACAUCCGAUAUUUUAUAAAUCAUUUUUUCUGGCCAACAGUGUUACAAUUUAAUACCUCUUCAUUUGGCAGUAGCGAUAUUGGCGACCAACUAUCUGUAAUCAUGAAACUGGACCAAAAUUCGAACACGAGUAUUAAGAGUUUAGAUGAUGCGUUGGAAAUCAUUGAUACAGUGGAGCAUUGCAAAGAGGAAAAUGACACAGGUACCAUGCACCUGGGAAGUGAUCGAGACACUCUGGGUACAGCCUCGGUUGAGUCAGAAAACAUCCAAACAGCACCUUAUAUAAAAAUCAUCGAACAACCAGCGAGUAAAGCUGUUCAAUUUCGGUAUAGAAAUGAAGACAGAGGCAUUUCCAUUAUUCCUGGGGUGAAUAGUACACGUGCAAAGAAAACUUACCCUAGUAUACAAAUAGAAGGCUACGAAGGUUCAGUAGCUGUCGUAGUAUCUUGUGUUACUAAAGAUUCACCGUAUAAACCGCAUCCACAUCAGUUAGUAGGUAAUGACUUCUGUAAAUACGGAUGCUACAGAGCAAAAAUUCCCCCCAAAAGUAGAAAGGUGAUAUUUGGUCAUCUUGGAAUUCAGCGUGUGAAGAGAAGCGAAAUUGAAGAAGCCUUAGAAAUGAAGGAGAAAAAGGGCGUUGACCCCUACAAGACUGGGUUUUCGCACAAAGUUACACCGAUUGAUAUCGAUAUGAAUGUAGUUAGGCUCUGUUUCGAAGUCUAUCGGGAAGGUACUACCAAAGGAUUAUUUGAUGUCCCAUUUCAACCUGUAGUUUCAGAUCCCAUUUAUAAUAAAAAGGCAUUAUCAAAAUUAAUUAUCAUUGAUCUGAGCUCCAACUAUUGCAAUGUAGAAGGCGGUAAGCAGAUAAUUCUGUUGUGUGAUAAAGUUCCCAAAGAAGAUGUUCAAGUUCGCUUUUUCGAGAAGCAAACUGGUUGGAAGUGUCAGGCAACCAUCAAAAACAUUCAUCGUCAGGUGGCGAUAUCAUUUACAGCUCCACCGUAUCACAAUUUUGAAGUGAACGAUUCUGUACCUGUCUUUGUGGAAUUAUUUAGGCCUUCAAACGGUGAUAUAAGCAAUGCGUUUCCAUUUGUAUUUCACCCUAAAAAAUCAGGAACCAAGUUACGCAGAGAAAAAAAAUAUACUUACGACAUCAGAGACAACAAAACUUAUAAGGAAAUUCAGACGGCAUCAAUUGAGUAUGGAGUUUUACAAGAAAGUAUCCAAUGUCAUGGCUAUGAAUUAACGCCCAUGGAAGUUAACCCAGAAGAUCGAAGUCGUUCACUAAACAGAAUAGUAUCUACGAGUUACAAACAGUCUAGCGAUACCCCAAUCCCUUUACCAGAACCUUCCACAGUACCUCAAACUUUCAGGUAUAUCCAGCCCCAAGAGCAACAGCAAAGAGGUCGAAAACAGCAAUACAACCUUGUUUCACCUCUCCGGUCACAGCAGCCACCAGAGAGAUGCCAAGAAGAACAAUACAACAUUCUUACACCACUCCAGCCACAGGAAAGAUGUCAAGAAGAGCAAUACAAAAUCCUUCGGCCAGAUCAGCAACAACGAAGGUGUCAACAAGAGCAAUACGACGUUCGUAAACCUCUCCAACCACAACAAAGAUGGCAAGAAUUGCAAUACGACGUUCUUAUACCUCUCCAGCCAGAGGAGCUACAACAAACAUGUCAACAAGAACAAUACGACGUUGUUAUACCUCUUCAACCACAGCAAAGAUGGCAAGAAGAGCAAUACAACAUUCCUACAGUUCUUCAACCACAGCAAAGAUGUCAAGAAGAGCAAAGCAAUGAUUUUAUGCCUCUAUGCCAGUCUCUUGAACGACACGUGAAUGAGUAGCAACUACAAGUUGUGUUAGAUACAGUAAAUGCAGAGUAACCUAGGUCGGCUUUUCCUUUACUCAUAUGGAAACUCAGGUGAGUUCCACAAUGCGAUACCAUGAAUAAUUGCAGUAAGGCAGUUGAAUAAUGGAUCAAAUAGGCGACGCCAGACAUCAUCAUUGACCUUGAAUAUGUUUGAUUAAUCAAAGAGUGUUCCUUACAUAGGUAUGUACGCACAAUGCGUGUGAGUACCUGUAGAACUUAUGAGAAAUUUAUGUAUGUAAUAAUGUGUUAGAUUGCAAAGUCAACGAGUGCAUGCACGUGAGUAAAAUCCGGCUAAUAGAAACACAUUAAUAAUAAGUUGACGGAAAAGCUGAAUUUUUUACACGUAGUGUCAUGACUACUUAGACAAGCAGAAAGUUAUUCUGUUCUCACAUAGUGAAUGACUAUUUUAAAUCACAUGUCGUCUCACAUUAAUGAAGAGACAAAAAAUAUAUAGCCUAAGAUUUUGUUGAUUUAAAUUUUUUGUUUUUGAUAAUUUAAUGGGGUGUCUUUUUUAAGUUGUGCAACAUUCAAUAGGCUAUAAUUUGGAAGCUGAUGUCAUUUUGAGGUUCCAAAUUGUACUGCCAUGUCUGGUGCAAUUCACAGCUGUUUUUGCCAAAGUUCCAAGCUAAUAACGGAAAGUUUAUUAUCACACAGAUCAGAAACAAAAAUUUCCAGUCAUACACUUGACUUAAUUUACCUUUUGGAACAACGGUUGAAAGAAUAAUGUGGAAAUUGGAUGAAAUUUUCGAAUUUUAUUAUUUAGUAGUUUAUGGAAAAAUGUCUUGGGCAUAUAUAUUUUUUUGUUUUUUUCAUUUCAAGUAUAGUUGAAGCAAAUUCGAUAGGUUGAAGACAGUUACUGUGUGACAUUAAUCAGGUUAAAGUAUAUCUAUAUGUAUCGAAAACAGCGAAAUUGAAUUGCUUAUAACUUUGAAAAUGGAAUGGAAAUGAAAAUAUAUAACCUGAUUAUUUUUAUGUACUUUACGUUGUGCACUUUUGAAAAGUGGAUUUUUUUCCAAUGAUACUUCCUUAUUCCUCGUUGAUGUUCAUCAUACCCGCGAAUCGUAAAUCUAUACUAUUACUCCGAGUAAUGAAAUAUCAAAUGAAAAAAAAUGUGUCCAGAUAAAUACAUGUACACUCUAGUCAUUUAUUGACAUUGUGAAAUGAACACUUUAUUGAAUUAAUUAAGUAUGUACCUCAAAUAAAAAAUGCUCGAUUAGAUUUUCAAAAUGUAUUUCCUUAAUAAUACAAUGAAAGACUUUUUUUUCUCUUUUGUUGUCAAAUCUGAUGGAAUGAGCAGAAAUAUAAUAUCUGUAGCAUUGUUGGUUGAAAAUGAUGAAAUGUUGAUCCUAUAUAAAUUCGCCUGGACAAGAUACAUACAAACACAAAAACCAAACUCUUACAAUUAGCAUAAGAUCUUGUUACGUUAGGUAGCAACGUGCAUAACUGUGAGCGGCAGGUCACGAUUCUAUAAUAUACCUAUAUCCAUCGCCUACGUGCCCAACAAGUACAUAUAUAUCUACAAUGUCAUAUGCACUUGUUUAUAAACGCAUGCCCGCAAUUCCGAGCCCUUUUAACGUACCCGCGAUCCUUUCUUACCCUAACAUGGGUCUAUUUUCUAGUUUUUAUUUUCUUCUGACAGAGGUGCUAGAGGUCGACA